AUGACGCCACGCUCAAAGCUUGGAGUAUUUCUAUGCUGCCUGGCACCUCUGAGUUUCGCAGAUGCGACCAAGGACCCGGCCUGGCUCCAAGACAUCGCCGACGUCGCCAACGUCGCCGACUUCGCCUCCUGCCGCGGCACCAGCAACGAAGCACCGCGCCUGGCGGGGCUGGGGCCCAAGGUGCAGGAGGGCUUUGAGGGCUGGGUGUCAUUGAUGGUGCUGGACUACAAGCUGGUGAACCGCUCAUUCUACAUCCAAGUGCCCACAGGCCUAAACGAUCGCCCCGCGCCGCUGCUGAUUGCACUGCAUGCCCAAGGUUUUGAGGCGGAUAGUUACGCAAAGGCACAUGACUUCGGAACCUUCGGGCAAUCCUUGGGCUUCGUCAGCAUCUAUCCCCAGGGCUUGGACGAUGCCCUGCCUGGGGGCGCGGAUUUGGGCACCGGAUGGAACGUGGGCACUGCAGGCGACAACCAGACCUGCAUUGGCGAUGAAGUGAUGGCCGAUUGUUACGAGUCGUGCUGGGAACAGAACCGGUGCGGCCGCUGCAACUGGUCGGGCUGCUACGAUGAGCGCCUCUUUAUUUUCUCCGUCAUCGAGGCCGUCAGUGCAGUUCUUUGCAUCGAUCACUCACGUGUCUACGUCACGGGCGAAAGCAAUGGUGGAAUGUUGGCGCAUUACUUGGUGCAAUCCCUACCAGGCACCUUCGCGGCUGUGGCUCCGUGGUUUGGCUUGCCGUUGUUGGGCUAUGGCUUGGGCGCCCAGUUCGAGCUGGUGAGAUAUACCAAGGACUCGAGGCAAACCGCCAUGCUUCAACUCCAUGGACGGGACGAUGAUGUCAUGCCCAUCGCAGGUGGUGUGGCGGGAAACAAGUGGAUCUACGAGCCCCUCAACAAAGUGCAACAGGGCUGGGCCGCCGUUCACGACUGCGAUACGACGGCCAGCACCACCAAGACCUACUGGGAUGGUGGAAGUGGGAAUUUCAGCUGCCUGGAAUUCAAAGGUUGCUCCAGUGGAAGGCGAAUCAUGCGCUGCUUCUAUGAUGGCGGGCAUAUGGAUUUGCCGGAAGAUGGGAUUGCAGACCAGAUCACCUUGUGGUUUUUACUCCAGUACCGUUUAGAUGAUCCUUGGGCGUCAGAGGACGUUCGCGCUUUGCUGGUGUGAGAAGUGAGUCCUCGAAAUCGGCACCGUGGGCACCAUCAAUUGAUGAUGCGGAUGCAAAGACAAAAAAAAAACAGCGGUGACCAAUCCAGAAUUACUGGAAUGUUUGGGUUUCGGAGAGUUUAC
Cladocopium goreaui is the source of this 1284-nucleotide messenger RNA. Lineage: Eukaryota; Dinophyceae; Suessiales; Symbiodiniaceae. The record is from the annotation of a GenBank genome assembly.